Messenger RNA from Quercus lobata, 1329 nucleotides. Its product is annotated as protein transport protein SEC13 homolog B-like. The record is from RefSeq and is a predicted model, not a curated record. Gene Ontology annotation, biological process: protein import into nucleus; COPII-coated vesicle budding. NCBI's taxonomy places the organism in Eukaryota, Viridiplantae, Streptophyta, Magnoliopsida, Fagales, Fagaceae. Bases 169 to 1074 code for a protein of 301 amino acids. The transcript is spliced from 2 exons. Gene Ontology annotation, molecular function: structural molecule activity; protein binding. Gene Ontology annotation, cellular component: COPII vesicle coat; nuclear pore outer ring.
ACUGGCGUUUCGUUUCGUCCCACAUUGAGAAUUGAAGAAACUGAAAUAGGCCUCUCCUUCCUUCCUUUCUUUCUUUCUACUCAUUUUCACAGCAGCAGAGAAACAAGCAAAGUCGCUCUGAUCGUUUCUUUUCCCAACAGUGGAUUAAAGUGUGUUAAACGGUAGAAAAUGCCUUCACAAAAGAUUGAAACUGGUCACCAAGACGUGGUCCAUGAUGUGGCGAUGGAUUACUAUGGUAAGCGUGUUGCCACGGCCUCAUCAGACCACUCCAUUAAGAUAAUUGGGGUGAGCAAUGGAGCAUCUCAGCAUCUCGCGACGUUAACUGGUCACCAAGGACCUGUUUGGCAGGUGGUAUGGGCUCACCCAAAAUUCGGGUCUUUACUUGCUUCGUGUUCUUAUGAUGGGCAAGUGGUAAUAUGGAAGGAGGGUAAUCCGAAUGAGUGGGCUCAAGCUCAUGUCUUCAAUGACCACAAGUCAUCCGUCAAUUCCAUUGCUUGGGCUCCUCAUGAAGUGGGACUUUGUUUGGCAUGUGGUUCCUCUGAUGGGAAUAUCUCAGUAUUCACUGCAAGACCAGAUGGUGGUUGGGACACUGCAAGGAUCGACCAGGCUCACCCAGUUGGUGUCACUUCUGUGUCAUGGGCUCCCUCAACAGCACCUGGGGCUCUUGUUGGUUCUGGCUUGCUUGAUCCUGUUCAGAAGCUCUGCUCAGGUGGUUGUGAUAAUACUGUGAAGGUGUGGAAGCUGUAUAAUGGGACCUGGAAGAUGGACUGCUUUCCAGCUCUUCAGAUGCAUACAGAUUGGGUUCGAGAUGUUGCCUGGGCACCUAACUUGGGACUUCCGAAAUCUACAAUUGCAAGUGCCUCACAGGAUGGAAAAGUCAUCAUAUGGGUUGUGGCCAAGGAGGGUGAUCAAUGGGAAGGCAAGGUUUUGAAUGAUUUCAAGACUCCUGUUUGGAGGGUCUCCUGGUCGCUGACAGGAAACAUAUUGGCUGUUGCUGAUGGAAACGACAAUGUUACAUUGUGGAAGGAGGCUGUAGAUGGGGAGUGGCAACAGGUGACUACGGUUGAGCCUUAGAAUCCUAUUCUUUUUGUCUGUUAAACGGUUAGCUCCUAAAAGUACUGGAUUCCUUUCUGAAUCUUUUUCAUUUACAUGUAUUAGGACUUACUGUUUGUUUACAUUUUCUUGUAUCUUAGUACCUUGCUUAAUAUUGUGAAAGAUUCAAAAUUGGGAGAUUAUACCAAAUGCCUAAACUUGCCAGAUACGAUUGCUGAUUGUAGUUUGUGGGAAUUCUCUUGAAAUUUUUGAUGUUUGGUCAUGGUGGACUUCUAA